Molecule: messenger RNA, 3462 nt
Organism: Labrus bergylta (ballan wrasse)
Lineage: Eukaryota; Metazoa; Chordata; Actinopteri; Labriformes; Labridae
Gene: prickle1a
Product: prickle homolog 1a
Molecular function (GO): zinc ion binding
Source: RefSeq, a predicted model, not a curated record
CACAGCGCACCGUGCGCCGCCGCUGAGCUGAGAUGUGGUGACAGUGUGUGAAGUCAGAGCAGUGCUCUUCUCCAAUGCAGCAAAGGUCUGGAGUUUAAAGCUUAUCGCUUUGCAGCAGCUCUGGGUUCAGCUUUGAGGCACAGUGUGGUUCUCUCUUUGGACUUUUUUCAUCUUGUGCCAAUGAGAAGCAGCGUGAAUCGCUUCUCUCACUUCAGGAAUAUUGGAUCUGGAUAUUCAGUUUACUGCGACUAAACGCUGUGUGGUAAAAAGAGAGUCUGAUGAGCCUGGCUAGUGCAGCAGUGUCGGCGGCUGGCUUCCAGGGCGGGGCACGCCAACGGGACUUGAUGAUGGAGCAGAAAGUCAGUAAGCUGACCUCUGGCUUUCAACGCAGCUCCACCUCUGAUGAUGACUCAGGGUGUGCGCUGGAGGAGUACGCCUGGGUACCACCUGGCUUAAGGCCUGAACAGGUACAGUUAUAUUUCUCCUGUUUGCCAGAGGAUAAGAUCCCCUAUGUGAACAGUCCAGGAGAGAAGUUGAGAAUCAAGCAGCUCCUCUACCAACUACCACCACAUGAUAAUGAGGUGCGUUACUGCCAGUCCCUCAGUGAAGAGGAGAAGAAGGAACUACUUAUGUUCAGUGUCCAGAGGAAGAAGGAAGCUCUAGGAAGGGGCACAGUAAAACUGCUGCCUCGCAAUCUUCUGAACAGCAUUUGUGAGCAUUGUGGUGAAACCAUCAACGGUGGAGAAAUGGCCGUGUUUGCCUCGAGGGCAAACCCUGGGCUGUGCUGGCAUCCAGCAUGCUUUGCCUGCUCAAUGUGCAGCGAACUGCUGGUGGAUUUGAUCUACUUCUACCAUGAUGGAAAGAUCCACUGUGGAAGGCAUCAUGCUGAGCUACUUAAACCACGCUGCUCAGCCUGUGAUGAGAUUAUCUUUGCUGAUGAGUGCACAGAGGCAGAGGGGCGCCACUGGCACAUGAAGCACUUCGCCUGCUUUGAAUGCGAGACAAUUCUUGGGGGCCAGCGCUAUAUCAUGAAGGAUGGCAGACCAUAUUGUUGUGGCUGCUUCGAGUCUCUCUAUGCCGAGUACUGUGAGGCCUGUGGAGAACAUAUUGGAGUUGAUCAUGCUCAGAUGACCUAUGAUGGGCUCCACUGGCACGCAACUGAGAGCUGCUUUAGUUGUGUCCAAUGUAAGAGCUCCCUACUGGGCUGCCCCUUCCUGCCACACCAGGGCCGCAUUUAUUGCUCCAAGGCCUGCAGCAUUGGGGAAGAUGUGCAUGCCUCAGACUCCUCCGACUCUGCCUUCCAGUCAGCACGAUCCCGUGAAUCUCGCCGCAGUGUACGCAUGGGUAAAAGCAGCCGUUCAGCCGACCAAUGCAGACAGUCACUCCUGUUCUCUCCUUCAGUCAAUUACAAGUUCCCUGGCUUUAGUGGAAACGCUGACGAUACCCUGACCAACAAGCUUGACCACUUGAACUUAUCUGACGAACAUCUCUGGAGGGGACGUACUGAAGAGAAUGAGGCACCUGAGGAUCAGGGGGAGGAGUGGGCUGAGCACGAAGACUACAUGACUCAACUGCUUUUAAAAUUUGGGGAACAUGGGGUCUUCCAGCAAGGUAAUGAAUCCAGACCCACCGAUUUCUGGAUCGCUGAAAAGGAUGCCAAGCUAAAGCAGGAGUCUUCAAAACCUGGUAUUGGUGGUGGAGGAGGAGGACGGGGGAGCCUGGCAAGUAAGAAGUACCAGUCUGAGAUGUACUGGGCCCAGUCACAGGAUGGGCUUGGGGACUCAGCCUACGGUAGUCAUCCAGGCCCAGCAAGCAGCAGAAAGAUCCAGGAGUUGGAGCUGGAUCAUGGGGCUGGAGGAGGCUUUCAGGGAGAGGAUCAACAAUGGUAUAAUGACUCUUUGGAGUGUAUCACAGAUGAGUUCAAGAAAACAGAACAGAGUGUCAGAGACUCUAUGGACUCACUGGCACUCUCAAAUAUUACUGGGGCUUCUGUAGAUGGUGAUAGUAAAGAUAGACAAUUGGUAUUUUCCCUGCAAGGAUUCCAUGAACUGGAGACAGAAGACUGUGAGAAAACCAGCAAUAUGGGGACCCUCAACUCCUCGAUGUUACACAGAAGUGCCAAUUCCCUGAAGAGCCUUGUGUCGGAGCAAGAGGAAGAGUUUGAGGAAAAUGUCCCGGAAGAAGAGGCAGCUCCUCUGCCAGUGGACAGACCCAAACCUCAUGUACCUGCUAUUAGGAGGACACGUUCACAAUCUAGGCCCCAGCAGGUCAAAUUCUCUGAUGAUGUGGUAGACAAUGGGCAUUAUUGUGAUCUCCCAGUGCGCCAGCCUCCUAUGAGUGAAAGAACACGUCGACGCGUUUAUCACUUUGAGGAACAGGGCCAGGAACUUCAGUCUGGUCGCCACCAUCACCACCACAGGAGGCAUCGCAGUCGCAAGUCUCGCUCUGACAAUGCUCUUAAUCUACUUCCCAAGGAGAGGGCGAAAAUGAGCUACAAAGUUGACCAUAGAGGGAACGCCCAUGGGCCCAAGGGGCUCCAAGCAAUUCAUGGCCACCCAAAUCCAGCUGCCAUGUCAGACUACGGGCUACAGGGCCCAGCCAUGGGGAGGCUAUUGGGGCUGUACGGGGAGGAUGACGAUUGGUGUUCUACCUGCUCUUCUUCCUCUUCUGAUUCUGAGGAAGAAGGCUUUUUCCUGGGUCAGCCCAUCCCUCAGCCAAGACCCCAUAGACACUACUAUGCGGAUGAUUUGCCCAGCCCGGUGGCAGGCAUGUCCUCACCUCCCUAUGGUCUACGGACUAAGACCAAAAAGAAAAAAGGACACAAGGGGAAAAACUGCAUAAUUUCAUAAAGUUCCUCCCUUCUUUAUCUCCAGUUUUGUAUUGCUCUGCUCCACUUUUGCUUCUCAUGUCUGCUUUUAAAACACAGUAACAGUUUGCUUUCUAUUGAAUACUUCACAGCACUCAACUUACCAAAUGUUCAAUCUCUUUAGGUUUACUUCUAGCAUUACUACUUGCCAGUAAGGUGACAAUAUAUUUUAGAGUAACACAUAUUUAAAAACAGCUGUCUAUACUGUGUUUAUUUAACAGUGAAUAUAUUAAUGUAUAUAUUGUAGAAUUAAAAAAACUAAAUGGUUAUUUUUAUACCCCUGAGUUCACGGUAUGCUUUGUGCAACAAUGGUAUGAACAUUUAACUUUUGGCAGUUGGUACGGAGCCAUAUUUCCAAGACAGUGUCAGAAAUGAAUUGACAGUCCAACCCUGGCCCAAUUUUUUCAAAUGUGUUGCCUUCCAGGCUUGUGCAGCAUGAACAUGAACAAGAGAGAAACACUGUGUGUAUUAAAAUGCCUGGUUGAGUGGUGUAUUUAUGGGUCACUGUAUUGUUAGCAUCAUUGUAAUUUGUAUAAAUGUACAAACUGGAAUAUAAGGCUAAAACAGAUGAUAAUUGUAAUAAAAAAAUCUAUAUA